Messenger RNA from Sycon ciliatum, 3672 nucleotides. RefSeq names its product isoleucine--tRNA ligase, cytoplasmic-like. The transcript is spliced from 32 exons. Lineage: Eukaryota; Metazoa; Porifera; Calcarea; Leucosolenida; Sycettidae. Bases 104 to 3322 code for a protein of 1072 amino acids. Gene Ontology annotation, molecular function: tRNA binding; aminoacyl-tRNA deacylase activity; ATP binding. Gene Ontology annotation, biological process: isoleucyl-tRNA aminoacylation. The record is from RefSeq and is a predicted model, not a curated record.
AUGUAACAAAACUCCGGAGCUGCAACUCUUUGGUUGUGUUGUGUUUUCCACAAAGUUGUGGGUGGCAUCUCCUGUUGUUUUGCCAUCAGCCCAAGUUUGAGCCAUGGCGGGCUCCGAACCAUUCAAUUUUCCUGACGAGGAGGAGAAAAUCCAGAAGCUGUGGCAGGACCUGGAUGCGUUUGCGAAUUGCCUGAAGCAGUCCAAAGGAAAGCCAAGGUAUACAUUCUAUGAUGGUCCACCAUUUGCCACGGGUCUGCCCCAUUAUGGUCACAUUUUGGCUGGCACUAUCAAGGAUAUUGUGACUCGCUAUGCUCACCAGACCGGGCAUCAUGUUGAGCGUCGCUUUGGAUGGGAUUGCCAUGGUCUGCCUGUGGAGUUUGAAAUUGACAAGAAGCUGGGAAUCAAGUCACCCGAUGAGAUUCUCGCAAUGGGCAUUGACAAGUACAAUGCUGAAUGCCGCAGCAUUGUCAUGCGUUACUCCAGUGACUGGGAGAGGAUUGUAAGCCGGCUGGGUCGCUGGAUUGAUUUCAAGAACGACUACAAGACCUUGUAUCCGGAGUUCAUGGAAUCCAUUUGGUGGGUAUUCAAGCAGCUGUACGAGAAAGGCCUUGUGUAUCGUGGAUUCAAGGUGAUGCCUUACAGUACUGGUUGUCACACGCCAUUGUCCAAUUUUGAGGCCAAUCAGAACUACAAGGAAGUGGAGGACCCUGCUGUGAUCGUCACAUUUCCUCUCGACGAGGAUCCCAAGGUUGCAUUUGUAGCCUGGACCACAACUCCGUGGACGUUGCCAAGCAACCUCGCUCUUUGUGUUCACCCAGACAAGAAGUACAUCAAGAUCAAGGAGGCCAAAACAGAAGCCAUCUACAUCUUGAUGGAGGCUCGCGUGUUUGAGAUGUACAAGAACCCCGAGGAUUACGAAGUGCUCGCGACGUACGUUGGAUCAGAGCUAGCUGGCAAGACCUACCAACCUCUCUUCCAGUAUUAUGUUGAAGAGUGGAAACCAGCUGGUGCAUUCCGUGUCUUGACAGACACAUAUGUCACCGAGGACAGUGGUACUGGUAUUGUACAUCAGGCGCCUGCAUUUGGUGAGGACGAUUAUCGCGUUGCCAUGGCCAAUGGCAUUCUGAAGAAGGGUGGCAAGUUGGUGUGCCCUGUUGACGACACUGGCUCUUACCUGCCCGAGAUCACAGACUUUGCUGGCCAGUAUGUCAAGGAUGCAGACAAAGCCAUCAUCAAGAUGCUGAAGAGCCAAGGUCGUCUUGUUAGCUCCAGUCGCUUCCGCCACAACUACCCGUUCUGCUGGAGAUCAGAGACGCCGUUGAUCUACAGGGCUGUGCCAAGCUGGUUCAUUCGUGUCGAACACAUCGUCGACAAGCUCCUCACCAACAACAAGAAGUGCUAUUGGGUGCCAGAGUUUGUACGUGAGAAGCGUUUCCACAACUGGCUGGAAAAUGCUAGAGACUGGGCUGUAUCUCGUAACCGCUUCUGGGGAACUCCCAUGCCUAUCUGGGCCAAUGAAGACUGCAGUGAGGUUGUGUGCAUUGGGUCAGUUGAUGAACUGGAGCGUCUGUCCGGCGUCCGUAUCAAGGACUUGCACAGAGAAUCUGUGGAUGACAUCACUAUCCCGUCCAAGACUGGUAAUGGUGUGCUGCGCCGUAUCGCACCCGUGUUUGACUGUUGGUUCGAGAGUGGCAGCAUGCCCUAUGCCCAGUGUCACUAUCCGUUUGAGAACAAGAAGACGUUUGAGGAGUCAUUCCCAGCCGAUUUCAUUGCUGAAGGUGUGGACCAGACACGUGGAUGGUUUUACACCCUACUGGUCAUCUCCACUGCCCUGUUUGAUGAGCCACCGUACAAGAACCUCAUUGUCAAUGGUCUUGUACUGGCCAGUGAUGGUAAGAAGAUGAGCAAGCGUCUGAAGAACUACCCAGACCCCAUGAACGUUGUCCAUGCCUAUGGCGCAGAUGCACUCCGACUGUACCUGAUCAACUCUCCAGUGGUGCGUGCUGAUACAUUGAGAUUCAAGGAGGAGGGUGUGAAGGACGUGGUCAAGGAAGUCUUUCUGCCCUGGCUCAAUGCGUACCGUUUCCUUGUGCAGAACAUUGAGCGCCUCAAGCGUGAGGAGAAUGUCAAGUUCGUGUUCAACCCAGAAGCACGUCACUCGUCUGGAAACAUCAUGGAUUGCUGGAUUGUGUCGUUCACACAGAGUCUACUCAAGUUUGUACACACAGAAAUGGCAGCGUAUCGUCUCUACACUGUGGUACCGCGUCUUGUGCGCUACAUUGGCCAGUUGACCAACUGGUAUGUUCGCUUCAACCGCAAACGUCUCAAGGGUGAGAACGGUGCCGAUGUGUGCACAGAGGCUCUGGAAUCUCUCUUUGGUGUACUCUACGCCAUCGUUCGCAUCAUGGCUCCUUUCACGCCAUUCCUGACAGAGCACAUGUACCAGACAUUGCGUAACUUCCUCAGCACGGAGAAGACUGAUCUCAACGCCAGUCUGCACUACCUCAUGCUACCGCGGCCUGAAGAGGCCCUGAUCAAUGUUGCCGUUGAACGCUCAGUGGAGAGAAUGCAGGCAGUCAUUGAGCUUGUGCGAGUCCUUCGGGAUCGCAAGACCAUGCCGACCAAGUACCCACUGCCGGAGGUUGUUGUCAUCCACCAUGACCAGCAGUAUCUAGAUGAUGUGCGCUCACUGCAGCAGUAUAUCCUGGAGGAACUGAACGUGAAGGCACUGACUGUGAGCCAAGACAAGGAGCGCUAUGGUGUACAGCUUGUCCUGGAGCCAGAGCAUCAGACUCUAGGUCGACGGCUCAAGGGUGCUGCCAAGCAGGUCUACGAGGCACUGAAGAAGCUGAGUGAGGAGGAAGUGAACAACUUCAUCUCUGCUGGCAAGGUCGUACUCUGUGGCGAGGAGCUGACCCUUGCCGAUGUCAAGGUCAAGUACAGUUUCAAGAAGCAAGCAGAAGGCCAGGACUUCGAAGCUCACUCUGACAACGAUGUUCUUGUACUUCUAGACACAACACCCUCGCAGGAAAUGGUUGACGAGGGUACAGCGCGCGCUGUCGUGAACCUUGUACAGAAACUCAGAAAGAAGGCAAAGCUUCAGCCACACAACGCAGUCACGGUUACAUAUGAGGUGCAUGGCUCAGAACCGGCAGAGCUCACCAGAGUACUGACAUCACAGGCUGAAUACAUCGCAGCGUCACUAAAGCAAGCGUUUGUGCCAAACAGCCAGGCAUCAGACAGCGAGUUGAUCAUCGAAGAAGAUGGACAGAUCAAGGGAGUCAAGAAUGCCUCCAUCUUUUUCCGCAUCCUCAAGGCAUAAGAAUUACACGCCAUCUAUCAUUGGAUUCAAUUCAACAACAUAUCACAAAAUGGCUUAACUUACUACCCGCCAUCUUCAUCCUCACUCAUAAAACACAUACAGCUUUAGCCUGGUGGCAUUUAUGCUCCUCUUCUCCCUUUCCCUGCUUUUUUGCACAUGGCCUGACCCAUUAUUAGAUUGUCUAUAUUCUUCAGCUUGUGCAGCACCCUUAUCAUGCGUGCGGUAUUUAAAUUAUGUGUUUUCGAACGCAAUUUUGUAUGCAUUUCUUAAGCUGAUUUCUGUCGAUUCCGACCAUUUAAUUAACACAAGGAAUUGGCCAGGUGCCCUUUGCAACCUGGUUUGGCAAUUCA